Molecule: messenger RNA, 1834 nt
Organism: Apis mellifera (honey bee)
Lineage: Eukaryota; Metazoa; Arthropoda; Insecta; Hymenoptera; Apidae
Gene: Aldh-III
Product: aldehyde dehydrogenase family 3 member B1
Exons: 12
Coding region: 214-1812 (532 amino acids)
Biological process (GO): aldehyde metabolic process
Cellular component (GO): cytoplasm
Molecular function (GO): aldehyde dehydrogenase (NAD+) activity
Source: RefSeq, a predicted model, not a curated record
CCGGUGUAACAUCAGAAAAGGAUACUGUUGCAUUCAGUCUUACUAUAGCUAUGUGAAAGGCAACAUCGUCCUAUUAGAUCUCCGAUAUCCUAUGGUUGAACACCUUCUAAUGCUUUCACGUUAAAUUUAAUACUGAAACACAAUAAUUAUACGGAAGUGAAAAUCGAAGUGGGAGAUUUAGAGGAAGGGCAAAUCUCUCCGAAAGAGCAAAACAUGAAGUCAAAAGAAUGUCAAAUCGAUAUAGAAUCGGAAUUAGAUGAUCCCACAAUGGCACAGUCUAAUGAAAAAAUGAUAAUGGAUUAUGCAAGUCUUGUUGAACGUACACGAAAUGUAUUUAUUAAUGGUAAGACAAGAUCAUUAAAAUGGAGACAAACACAGUUAAAACAAACACUACUUAUGAUACAAGAAUGUAAACAAGAAAUUAUAUCUGCUCUUGCUUCUGAUUUACGCAAGUCCAAAUUUGAAUCUGUUAUUAUGGAAAUAAAUAUUGUUGAAGGAGAAAUCAAACAUUUGCUCAUGUGUCUUAAGGAAUGGUCAGCUGAUGAAAAACCUCCAAAAGAUAUGGUUAACAUAAUGGACAGAGUUGAAAUUAAGAAAGACCCAUAUGGUGUGGUUCUUAUUAUAGGACCAUGGAAUUAUCCUUUCCAAUUAAUUGUGGCUCCUUUAGCAGGUGCAUUAGCUGCUGGAAAUUGUAUUCUUGUUAAACCAUCAGAAGUAUCCUCUGCUACAGCGAGACUUAUUGCAAAUAUUAUUCCAAAAUAUUUAGAUCAAGAAUGUGUUCAUGUAAUAUUAGGAGGUAUUUCUGAAACAACAGAAUUACUUAAGCAAAGAUUCGAUUAUAUCUUUUAUACGGGUUCAUCUAGUGUCGGAAAAAUCAUUCAUCAAGCAGCAAAUAAAUUUUUAACGCCAAUAACAUUAGAACUUGGUGGUAAAAGCCCUGUAUAUAUAGAUAAUACAGUAGAUAUAGACAUAACUGUGAAAAGAGUACUUUGGGGCAAAUGUGUUAAUGCUGGACAAACAUGUAUUGCACCUGAUUAUAUACUUUGUACUGAAGAAAUUCAAAAUAAAUUUGUAACAAAAGCAAGAGAAAUUCUAAAAGAUUGGUAUGGUAAUAAUCCAAAGGAAAGUCCAGAUUUAUCACGUAUAAUUAAUGAACAUCAUUAUCAGCGUCUCAUCAAAUAUUUAAAUAAUGGUAGAAUAGUGAUAGGUGGUGACUGUGAUCCUAAUGAAAAAUAUAUUUCUCCAACUAUUCUUGUUGAUAUCAAAUCUACAGAUCCUGUGAUGCAAGAUGAAAUAUUUGGUCCAAUAUUACCAAUCAUAAAUGUGAAUAAUGCUUAUGAAGCAAUUAAAUUUAUAAAUAAUCGUGAAUCCCCACUCGUAAUAUAUAUAUUUUCCAAGGACAGGGGAGUUCAGGAUUUAAUAAUAAAUCAAACUCGUAGUGGAAGCGUAGGAGUAAAUGAUACAAUAAUGCAAUAUUGUGUUGACAGUAUACCAUUUGGUGGUGUUGGCAAUUCUGGUAUGGGAUGUUAUCAUGGAAAAUAUACUUAUGAUACCUUUGUACACAAAAAAGGUUGUCUUAUUAAAUAUUUCAAUAAACUAGAAGAAACAUUAGCAUCAGGCCGUUAUCCGCCAUAUUCUGAUAAAAACUUAUCUUUCUUACAAAUUCUAAUGGCAAAACGGCCUGAUAUACCUGGAAUUAAAUAUUUUCCACAUCUUUUAGCAUUUGGUUUGGGAAUUCUUGCCACAUACAGUGUUUUAAUUAUAUUAAAGGUAUAUAAAUUUAGGCGAAUUAAUGCAUUUAUUAAUUUGUAAUAAUUUCAUUUGUUAUAAUCUA